AUGCUUCCCACCGUUUUCAUUGCGCAACAAUGUUCGAAAAAAAAUGAGGCGGCAAAAUUGAAGCCGAAAGAAAUCAGCGAAGAUGGCGCCGCCAAAUCAUCGACAGCCGAUCAACCGAAAGCCGCCGGCGGUCCGAAAUUGAAGCCACGCGAUGCCGAUGACAAUGAGACAAUCAAUGAUGCGAAAUCCGAUUGGGGAGCACCGCCACCAUAG
Molecule: messenger RNA, 213 nt
Organism: Caenorhabditis angaria
Lineage: Eukaryota; Metazoa; Nematoda; Chromadorea; Rhabditida; Rhabditidae
Source: the annotation of a GenBank genome assembly